AUGUCAUAUUACAAUGGAGCCGCCGCGGCGAGUGAAUCAACAGCGGAUAUGGCUAUCUUUCAUAUCAUUUCGGUCUUUCGGAAUAUGCAGUGGUCCAUUGAGGGCGCACUUUCAGUUGAUCCAAAUCGAUGGAGAAAUGCGCAUGAAAAUGUGGCUCGCAAGGCAUACAAUCCGUCCGGACAGACGCUCGGGAUCAUCGGACUGGGCCAUGUCGGAUCCACCAUUGCGCGAAAAGCAUUCGGUUGUUUCAACAUCAAGAUCUAUUAUCACGACAUAAAGCGCAAGAAACCAAAGGACGAACAAGCCUUGAAAGUCGAAUUCUGUGAAAAGCUAGAAGAUAUGCUUGGACUUGCAGAUUGCGUUGUCGUGGCCACACCGGCCCUUCCAGUAUCGAUCAUCACCAAGGCAGCAUUAUGGCGAUUCAAAAAGGGGAGUAGGCUGGUGAACAUUGGCCAAGGAUCGCUAGUAGACGAAGACGCGCUUGUUGUCGCGUUUGAGGCUGGUCACCUUUCGGCUGCGGGGUUAGACGUCCAUGGCAAUGAGCCCUAUGUUCAUCCGAAGCUAGCGGUGAUGCGCAGCGUGACGUUGACUUCGCACACCGGAGAGGGGACGAUUGAGACUGAGAUCGGAUUUGAGAGGUUGACCAUGGAGAACAUUCAACGACACUUCAAUCCUAAGCCUAUGAAGUCGCUUUUGAACUAG
Messenger RNA from Aspergillus affinis, 702 nucleotides. Its product is annotated as putative D-mandelate dehydrogenase. Gene Ontology annotation, cellular component: cytosol. Gene Ontology annotation, molecular function: glyoxylate reductase (NADPH) activity; hydroxypyruvate reductase [NAD(P)H] activity; NAD binding. The transcript is spliced from 4 exons. Bases 1 to 702 code for a protein of 233 amino acids. NCBI's taxonomy places the organism in Eukaryota, Fungi, Ascomycota, Eurotiomycetes, Eurotiales, Aspergillaceae. The record is from RefSeq and is a predicted model, not a curated record.